ACGUCACAUUCAAUGCGUUCAAUUCGACGUUUCGGUUGCACAUGAAGCACGUGCAUGGUCUAAUAGCUCCAUACACGCCUGUGCUGGUCCGAGAGGGUCCGCAUGGCGACCAUGUUCGCUCGUGGUCCGGGGCCAUUCCAGAUUGUUACCUUGAAGGGUCUACGGAUAACCGCGGUGUGGUGUCACUAGCGUAUUGUAAAGGCCUGACUGGUACUUUGACCGAAGGCAGAACGUUAUAUCGUUUCGAUACAGUCAGUGACCAUGACAGCGAAGAGUCAGUUCUCGUCUCCAAGGGAAUGAUGUCGCAUAGUCUUCUUGAACCAAUCGCUAGCCCUCCACUCCAAACUCACGAGGACCUUGAGCAUUCUCGUGCAAAGCGUGCUAUUCCGAACACGAUUUUCACGACGGAACUGGGCGUGUUCGUUGACGCAGCGACUUUCACAUCGCUGCAGUCAAACUACCACGCCAGCAGCACUGCAGACAAGGUCUACAUGAUUGGGAUUAGACUAAACGCGGCGCAAGCACUGUUCAACUACAUGCAACAAGAUCUUGGCUACACGGCAAAAAUGCAGGUCAAGAGCGUCGAGUUGUGGGAGACUAAUCCAGCGUGGUAUGUCCUCAAGCCUGACAGCAUCACUGAGACGCGUUCCUCGUUCUGCACCGGAACCAAAGACCGAAACGAUUUACUUGCAGUCGACUACAACAUUCUCUUUGCUGGAGGUAAUGACAUGAUAGGGUUUGGCUCAAUUUCGGGCCAGUGUGUAAAAGGGGCAUGCGCCGUCGACUUCGACUUGAACUUCUAUUCUGGCUAUAUCACUGCACACGAGCUGGGGCAUUCGCUGGGUAUGCACCACGACGCCGAUAAAGGCUGCUUCAGGCCGGAUUCAGGCAUAAUGGAGGCCGAUGGGAAUUAUGCCGAUAAAUGGGCCUCCUGCAAUAAGGUUGACUUGGAGACAUUCCUUGCUACAUCAACUGCCGCGUGUCUGUUCGUAGAGAAUGUGUUGAGCAACCAGGUGGAUGUUCUCUUACAAAACAUACAGCUUGUUGGUCUUUUGCCAGGGUUUCAGAUGACACAAGACGAAUACUGUGAGAAGAUGUACGGAACCAACUGGAUAUAUAGAGAAUGGCACUCAAACGACUGGGGUGUUUGCAAAUGGCAUAGUUGUCUGAAUCUAAACUCGGGUCUGGCCUUCGGCGAGCUGAGCGAAGACACAAGCGAUAUCCCGGGGCGGAUCUGUAGCGAGGGUCACGUGUGCUCGGGCGGCUGUGUCACGUGGGAUAGCGUUCGACUGAACACGUCGGGAAUGACGGUUGUCCCCGGGGGGUGGAGCGAGUGGGGAGCGGCGUCCGCAUGCUCUAGAUCGUGUGGUACCGGAACAAUCAUCCGACGGCGUACGUGUACCAAUCCUCGGCCGCAGUAUUCACCUACGUGCCCGGGAUUAUCUUUCAAGGCAAUAUUGUGUAACACAGAGCCUUGUUCUUCUGACCCCUCGACCAAAAGCGAACUGAUAGUUAAAAGGGCUGGGGAAGUGUGUUCGAAUCUUAUUACCGCCGGUCGCCUGGGCGCGGACAAAUACACAGGCACAGGGAAAGCUUUUGUGUCUUCGGGGAAUGCUCAGUGCGAAGCAGAGUGCACUCUGGUUCCCGCUUUACAAGGGUCGAUCACCUGGGGCACCGUGCGUUACGCCAUACUUCCGGACGGCACGCCCUGCUCGGGGGCCGGAUCCUACGAAGACAUUAAAGGAUACCCACGUGGGACUGGGGUCACAUCGACGUGUGUUCAGGGAUAUUGCUUAGGUAUUGGUUGUGAUGGCAACGUCCCCGGGGCUGGCAUAGACAAGUGCGGAGUGUGUCAGGGUACAAACUCCACAUGCAUGAGUGUGGACGACAAAUUUUCCUCGGCGGUGGGAACCAAUGAUCGCGUAGAGCUCGCACAUCUUCCCAACGGCACCAAACUGAUACUGGUGUACUUUCCCUACCCCAACAUGCAAUCCUACUACGUCGAACUGUGGGACGCCAAAGGAGCUGCAAAGAUUUCUGCCCUAGUGAACGGCCAGUAUGACCUUUCCAAGAUCCCUGUGACGGUGGGCGGGGCGCAGUGGUAUUACUACUGGUGGGGUCAAUACCUGUACACGUUUGGCACUAUAACGGAGGACCUGUAUCUCAAGAUUGUGAACAAUGGGGCGUCUGUCAAUCAAGGAAUAACAUUUGGGUAUUCUAUGCCGCUAGCGACCACUGUAACAACCGUAACAACGACGUCAACAUCAACGACAGCACAAAGUACUACGUCAUCAACGACAGCACAAAGUACCACGUCAUCAACGACAGCACAAAGUACCACGUCAUCAACGACAGCACAAAGUUCCACGUCAUCAACGACAGCACAAAGUACCACGCAAUCAACGACAACACCAAGUACUUUGCCAUCAACGACAUCUCCAAGUACAACAUCAUCAACGACAGCACAAAGUACUACGUCAUCAACGACAACACCAAGUUCUACGCCAUCAACGACAACAACAACGACUACAACCACAACAGCUAGUACAACUUCAAUGCCAGCGUCCACUCUUACUUCUCUUGCUACAAGUUCGGCGACUCCUGUGCCACAACCAACUCUGACAUCAACAACAACGCAAGUAACACCAACCAGUGUCUCAACUACAACUAGAAAGUGCAACUGGGGAAUGAUAAUGUGCACAAAUGAACGCUGCAUCUAUUGGUACGAACUGUGCGAUGGACGGAACGAUUGUGGAGACAAUUCUGACGAAUUGCAAGACUAUUGCGUCACAUCUCGAGGUCACAAAGUGAUGUCAGUCCUGAAGGAUAUUUUUAUUUGUCUUGCGAUCAUAACUAUUUUAUGAGAUGAAACAACACGAGACUAUAAAGUAUAGUGUAAAAAAAGAUUACUUUGCUGUGUUUUGAUAAUUCAACUGUAUUUGAUAAAUGUGCUCAAUCACAAAAAUGUUUUAUACCAUGUCAAACUUAUUUGGACAUAUAUUUGUUAUUUGUUAUUGCAAGUUCAUGGAUAAUACAUUACACAUAAUGAAACAUGUACACAUACUACGGAACUAAUAAUGGCAUAUAACAUCACGUUGCAUGAACUAUGUUCCUUGAUUAAAUAUAUGUGUAUGUACAAUAAUGUUUUUUUAUAUCGUUCAAGAAAGCAUAUUAAGAUAAAUUAAAAAUGAAAAAAAUACCAUGCUUAUCAGGAUAUUGUAAUUAAACAUUGUUUUGCAAAUUUGAUUGAAUUGCAUCGCGCAGGUAAAACUAUUUAUUAAAAAAUAAAUUAAUCUCUCGGUUAAGUUGAAUGAUCGGCCAUAUCGCCCUAUGAAUUUUUGAGUAAAUGGCUUUGAAUUAUUCUAAUUUGUAGACAAGUUAACACGUUUUCAUUCAUAUAAUUCAGUCUGCAUCUAGACUGAACAUUUUGACAUAAAUCAUAUCUAAAGACGGUUAAAUAAGCCAUAUUGCCAUGAACAGUAACUGAAUAAUGGCCCGGGAGGUGUCCGCACAAUGCCUUUCUUAGCUGUUUCUCCUGCACACACGAUUUGAAUUAUUGAGCUAUGACAAUUGAUUUGAGUAUUGUGGAGGUUAUACUAUGUUUGCCAUGUUUGUUGAUUGAUCAAAUUACCCUAAUGAAUGUAUUAAUGAACGAGUUCUGCGUUAUUCUGUACAACCUGUGUUCAUCCAAACAGUCACACAAAUUAUAAUGAAUCUCUUUUGUUCUUAAAUAUAAAUGAAUCAUUCUUUGAGCUGCUGUUUUACGAACAUCUCAUACCACAAUAAUAUUUUAAUAAGGUCUUACAGUUCUCGCUGAUGCAUCGCGCUUGCGACGAUAACGUUUUCUCACAGGGAACUAUAGAUUUUAAAUAUUUAUUUUCUGCAUUUGGUUAAGCCAAAACCUGUUUAGCUUUCUUUAGCAAAACGUGUUCAUGGUGAGCAAUUGGUUAACCGUAAUGCCCGCA
This is a messenger RNA of Dreissena polymorpha, 3965 nucleotides long. RefSeq names its product A disintegrin and metalloproteinase with thrombospondin motifs 16-like. Gene Ontology annotation, biological process: proteolysis; extracellular matrix organization. Gene Ontology annotation, cellular component: extracellular matrix. Bases 42 to 2864 code for a protein of 940 amino acids. Gene Ontology annotation, molecular function: protein binding; metalloendopeptidase activity. Lineage: Eukaryota; Metazoa; Mollusca; Bivalvia; Myida; Dreissenidae. The transcript has 20 exons. The record is from RefSeq and is a predicted model, not a curated record.